AUGGCAGCUGUCUGGAUGGCCGGGCCUCUUACAGGCACGCUCGUACAACCCUAUAUUGGCAUUUGCAGUGACAAUUGCCGCAGCCGUUGGGGUAAGAGGAAGCCGUUCAUGGUACUUGGCGGAAUCGCCACUGUAGUAUGUCUAUUGGCUCUGGCUUGGGUACAAGAAAUAAUUAGAGCCAUUUUCGACAUCUUGAGCUUAGAAUCUACCUCCGGUGGGGCUAAAACAGCAUCAAUUGUCGCUGCAGCGAUCUUGAUGUAUUGUCUGGAUUUUGCUAUCAACACAGUUCAAGCCGGAAUUCGGGCUUUUAUUGUUGACAAUGCCCCUUGGCAUCAGCAAAAGUCCGCAAACGCCUGGGCAAGCCGCGUGAAUGGCGCAGGAAAUAUCCUAGGCUACUGUCUGGGCUUCAUGGACUUGCCAAAAACAUUCCCAAUCUUUGGGGACACACAGUUUAAAGUCCUGUGUGUGAUCGCGAGUAUUUCUCUGCUAUCUACAUUAUCCAUAAGCUGCGCUUGUAUCAAGGAGGAAAAUACUUCCGAGAAACUCCCUGAAGCUGGUAACCCUGCAUUUGGAUUAUUUGUCCGAUUGCUUAUGACGACUAUCCGGCAGCUUUCACCACAAAUAUGGAAGAUCUUUGCAAUCCAGUUUGCAUCCUGGUUUGGAUGGUUUUCCUUUCUAUUCUAUGCCACGACCUAUAUAGGCCAGUUGUAUGUGAAUCCGUAUUUCGCAGAACAUCGUGGCCUAUCCGAGGAUGAGAUUAACAAAGUGUGGGAAGAAGCCACACGGGUCAGUACGUUUGCACUAUUUGUUAAUGCGAUUAUUGCAUUCGCAGCCAGUAUUGUCAUACCAUUUCUGCUUUCCCCAUCAGACAAAAUGGUUCCGCCUCCCGAGUAUACAACAGAGCCCUUUAAUUCUGAGUUGCCACAGCGGGGGAUGCUCAGUACAUGCGCUAGUUCCCUAUCAUCAUUCCGCCAAAGGAUUUGGGUCCCUCGCCUAACUCUACGGCGCAUAUGGUUGUUCUCACACUUUCUUUUUGCACUCUGCAUGAUAAGCACAUUUUGCAUUUCCUCACCUCAACGGGCUUCCGUGAUGACGGGAAUUGUUGGUAUUUCUUGGGCUGUUACAAUAUGGGUUCCAUUUGCGCUUCUCGCUACUGAAAUAGCGCAGCAUGAAGCUGGCAGAUGGGAUGCACACCUCAGGGACGAGUCAGGGGAAAUCGUUGGCAACUCCUGUCCAGGAGCCUAUAUGACUAAUGAUAUGAGCCAUGAGGAUGAAGGCAAAGCGACAGGGCAGGCUGGUGCUGUUCUUGGCUUGCACAACGUCUUUGUCUCCGUUCCACAAUUUGUUUCGAGUGUUUUUGGCAGUAUUAUAUUUAAAGCACUGCAGAAACCGAGAGGAGAACCUUGGGAUAAUAGUGUAGCAUGGGUAAUGAGACUUGGCGGAUGUGCUGCCUUGGUGGCAGGGAUUUUGACAACUACUCUCCGAGAGCAAAGUGGAAGACACUGA
Molecule: messenger RNA, 1506 nt
Organism: Aspergillus tanneri
Lineage: Eukaryota; Fungi; Ascomycota; Eurotiomycetes; Eurotiales; Aspergillaceae
Exons: 2
Coding region: 1-1506 (501 amino acids)
Cellular component (GO): membrane
Molecular function (GO): sucrose:proton symporter activity
Source: RefSeq, a predicted model, not a curated record